Molecule: messenger RNA, 1387 nt
Organism: Sinocyclocheilus rhinocerous
Lineage: Eukaryota; Metazoa; Chordata; Actinopteri; Cypriniformes; Cyprinidae
Product: soluble scavenger receptor cysteine-rich domain-containing protein SSC5D-like
Exons: 8
Coding region: 55-1251 (398 amino acids)
Cellular component (GO): membrane
Source: RefSeq, a predicted model, not a curated record
GCCGUCACAGAGACAAAGACGCUUCUGGAGAGACUGACAUAUUAACAGGGCACAAUGUUAAAUUCCUUGUGGUUCAUUCUCAUAUUGGAUUUUGGAAAUGGACCUCCAGUCGAAGCUUUUCUGAGGUUGAUGAAUGGUAUCGGAUUUUGUUCUGGACGAGUGGAGGUUCUUCAUAAUGGAAUAUGGGGAACAGUGUGUGAUGAUGUCUGGGAUCUAACAGACGCUGCAGUGGUGUGUAGAGAGAUGGGUUGUGGGAAUGCGAUCGAGGCAAAGAGUUUUGCUUAUUUUGGAGAAGGUUCAGGACAGAUAUGGAUGGAUGAUGUAAAUUGUGUUGGCAAUGAGUUUUCACUGAUGUUCUGUGGGACACCUGGAUGGGGAACACAUAACUGUGUGCAUUCUGAAGAUGCUGGAGUCAUCUGUGAAGCCUUUAUAAGGUUGGUAAAUGGCAUUAACUCUUGUUCUGGACGAGUGGAGGUUCUUCAUGACGAUCAGUGGGGAACAGUGUGUGAUAAUGGCUGGGGUCUAACGGACGCUGCAGUCGUAUGUAAAGAGCUGGAUUGUGGGAAAGUGAUUGAGGCAAAGAGUGCUGCUUAUUUUGGACCAGGUGUAGGACCAGUAUGGAUAGAUGAUGCACAGUGUACUGGGAGUGAGGCUUCACUGGUGAACUGUACAUCAACAAAAUGGGGAAUACAGAGCUGUGAACAUUUAAAGGACGCUGGAGUCACCUGUAACAAUGUGAAGCUGGUCGAUGGUUCCAGUGAGUGUGAUGGCAGAGUUCAGAUUCGGUAUAAUGAGCAGUGGGGCGCAGUGUGUCACUCGGGCUGGGAUCUAGCAGAUGCUACAGUGUUGUGUCGAGAGCUGGAUUGUGGAGACACUGCAGAGCUGAAAGAGUAUGUGGAAACUUCAGGGCAAACAUCGAUGGAUGAACUGGCCUGUACAGGAAAUGAGUUUACGGUGCAGGACUGUCCUUUUACCGGAUGGGGUGUGAGCAGUUGUUUGAAUGGGCUUCAUGCGGGAGCUUUUUGCCAAACAACUGUGAGACGAGUUGUGGUGAGGAUUGUGGUGAAGGCCGAGAUUGGAGUCAAUGUCAAUGACCCAGAUAUCAAGAAUAAGCUUCUGGAUAUGAUGAGGCAUGUGGUUGAAAGUAAAGGGAAGUAUAGUGUGAACUGGAGAUCACAGCCUGAUGAGCAGGUAUUCCACCAGCAGAGAACAGCCACAGACAGGGCUAAAGCAUGCCGAAGGGUGAACUAGGCAGCUGUACAGUCAGGACAGCAAGAAGGAGAAAGAUUUUAUUUCUAAAUAUAAAUCUAAAUGAACUUUCCUUCAUAGUGCCGCUACUGCCUCCCCUCGCCUCUACCUUAGAGCGGCAUCAGCAGUCUACAUGCAA